Messenger RNA from Girardinichthys multiradiatus, 542 nucleotides. RefSeq names its product guanine nucleotide exchange factor subunit RIC1-like. The coding region runs from base 1 to 531 and encodes 176 amino acids. The record is from RefSeq and is a predicted model, not a curated record. Lineage: Eukaryota; Metazoa; Chordata; Actinopteri; Cyprinodontiformes; Goodeidae. The transcript is spliced from 2 exons.
AUGAAAGAAACAGGAAGAAGCUGGUUUACAUUCAGAAGAUUUCCUCAGACACACAGCAGACAGACAAAUGUCCACCUAGAUGUCCACUCAGGUGUCCACCUAGAUGUCCACUCAGGUGUCCACCUAGAUGUCCACUCAGAUGUCCACCUAGAUGUCCACUCAGGUGUCCACCUAGAUGUCCACUCAGAUGUCCACCUAGAUGUCCACUCAGAUGUCCACCUAGAUGUCCACUCAGGUGUCCACCUAGAUGUCCACUCAGAUGUCCACCUAGAUGUCCACUCAGAUGUCCACCUAGAUGUCCACUCAGGUGUCCACCUAGAUGUCCACUCAGAUGUCCACCUAGAUGUCCACUCAGGUGUCCACCUAGAUGUCCACUCAGGUGUCCACCUAGAUGUCCACUCAGAUGUCCACCUAGAUGUCCACUCAGGUGUCCACCUAGAUGUCCACUCAGGUGUCCACAUAGGUGAGGCAGCAGACGUAAACUUUGUCAGAACAAAUGUGAGGCGACAGCAGAACUUUGGCAACACGUGAGGCUGAAGGUU